ACCGAGGCUUGAACUGUUAACAACACUGUUCAGCGAUGGAAGGAAGCUAUGCUGGUUGCCUGGUUUGCGAGGCCAGCUGAUUUUAAUGUUUGUGUCCUUGUUUCACCAGACUCAAAAGAAAGAGAGAGCAGAUCGAUUCAGGGUUUAGCCACCAGAGCGCGAUUUCAAGAAGGGGAGUGCUGCACACUACUGGAGGAAAAUGGUAUCACUUUCUUUUUAGGCUGUCAGUGUAAACGCUCAGGAUUGUUUUGGCCAGACCAAUAUAAAUCUCAGCCAUGGUGCGAAUGAACGUUUUGAGUGAUGCUCUCAAAUCUAUCAAUAAUGCAGAGAAAAGGGGCAAGAGGCAAGUGCUUAUUCGCCCCUGCUCUAAAGUAAUCGUGAAAUUUCUCACUGUGAUGAUGAAGCAUGGAUACAUCGGGGAAUUCGAAAUCGUCGAUGACCAUAGAAGCGGCAAAAUUGUCGUCAAUUUAACGGGAAGGCUUAACAAAUGUGGGGUUAUUUCGCCUAGAUUCGAUGUGCCUAUCACUCACAUUGAAAAGUGGACAAAUAAUCUGCUUCCAUCCAGGCAAUUUGGGUACGUUGUGUUGACGACCAGUGGUGGAAUUAUGGACCACGAGGAGGCCAGGCGAAAACAUCUGGGAGGAAAAAUCUUAGGAUUCUUCUUUUAAUGUAAAGUUUAAAUAAAACGUUAAAAAUAA
Messenger RNA from Dendroctonus ponderosae (mountain pine beetle), 698 nucleotides. RefSeq names its product 40S ribosomal protein S15Aa. Lineage: Eukaryota; Metazoa; Arthropoda; Insecta; Coleoptera; Curculionidae. The transcript has 3 exons. Gene Ontology annotation, molecular function: structural constituent of ribosome. Gene Ontology annotation, biological process: translation. Bases 276 to 668 code for a protein of 130 amino acids. The record is from RefSeq and is a predicted model, not a curated record. Gene Ontology annotation, cellular component: cytosolic small ribosomal subunit; ribosome.